Periophthalmus magnuspinnatus is the source of this 2120-nucleotide messenger RNA. RefSeq names its product retinoblastoma-like protein 2. Gene Ontology annotation, molecular function: RNA polymerase II transcription regulatory region sequence-specific DNA binding. Gene Ontology annotation, cellular component: chromatin; nucleus; Rb-E2F complex. The coding region runs from base 135 to 1688 and encodes 517 amino acids. The transcript has 14 exons. NCBI's taxonomy places the organism in Eukaryota, Metazoa, Chordata, Actinopteri, Gobiiformes, Gobiidae. The record is from RefSeq and is a predicted model, not a curated record. Gene Ontology annotation, biological process: cell morphogenesis involved in neuron differentiation; neuron projection development; cell differentiation.
AUAUGCAGUUAUAGCACUGUAGCGGACGACAGACGCGGAGUGGACCUAUAACUAGUAUAUCAGCAUUUCCUCAACAACAUUCGGUGUCCUCAGUGUUGUCAGGAUACAUUAUCACUGGAGGACACAGUGUCACCAUGAACCGUUCUUAUGAGAAGUGGCAGGAAGUGGGCCCCAGUGAUGCUCUGAUCAAUAUGUUUAGGGCCUACUCCACAGAUUCCACUGAGGCUGUGCAGUCCAACGUGAACCAACUACUCAGCAGAUUAAUGGAAUCAUCUAGAGGCACCACAACUAAUGAGGAAAACUUUGUGCAAGCAGAAAAGUGUUGUUUUGAAAGCAAAGUUUGGUUUUACAACAUACUGGAGAGCCUUCUGCGGGAGAAGGAUCGAAAACCUAGACUCAAGAAGUAUAUCUCAAGUUUCUUAGAAGACACCCCAUUUCAACGCAGUUUGGUGCUGUGCUGCUUAGAGAUCACCUUUCGCACCAACAAGAUAGCGUAUUAUUUCAACCCACGAUUACUUCACAUUUUCAAUUUGGCAGCAUACAACCUUUAUGAGGUUGUAGAUCUGGUGUUACAUGUUCGAGUUGACUUGACACUUGACGUGACCCAUCAUCUUCUCAAAGUUGUAGAGAUGACUGUUGAGAGGUUGGCUUGGACAAGUGAUUCUCCUCUCUGGGAGGAAAUUAGGGCAAAUGAGGGAAAACUACCCACCUGCCAGCAGGUUAUGUCCCCUAAAGAACUAGAAGACCCUAUGAGAAUGGAACAGCUGGACCAGGACUCAAUUCAAGCUGAACAAACUUCUGACCAGCAGAACCGGACCUUAAACAGACUGCAGAGAAACAUCCGUCUUUAUAUAUUUGCACGUAAGGUUUACAGGUUAAUGCAUAAACGACUGAGAACACUGUGCUCUGCACUGAACCUACAAGAUGAGAAGCGCCUGAAGAUCUGGACUUGUUUUGAGUACUCCCUGGUUCACCACUUUGACCUGCUCAGAGACCGUCACCUGGAGUGGCUGCUGCUGUGUGCCAUCCAUGGCGUGACCAAGAAUACAAAAGAUGAGCUCCCUUUCAAGCACAUAAUUCACUGCUACAAAAAUAAACAUGUGAACAAGAACACGCCAAUACAGAAAGUACACCCUGAACAAUCCCAAAAUAACAUCACCAGAGGCAGGUUUCCCACUCCAAACACCCCAUCAGUAGUCCGUGAUCAGGAGUAUGACAGCAUCACCUGCUUUUACAGCCAGGUCUACACACCUGCCAUGGGGCACUUUGUCAGAAAGUUAGCACCAACCUCUGGGGUUGAGACGCCACCUCUGUCUCCAUACCCCAUACAGCCCUCACCAUCGAAUCGCAAAUACAGAGUUAGCAACAAUUUAAACGUUUUUGUGUCACAAUUAAACAAACAAACUUCUUCACCACAACCUGCAGGAAUGUGCUAUGAUUUCCAGUCCAGCCCAUCACAGUGCCUUCGUGACAUCAAUGCCAUGGUCAAAUUGCACGGGCCUCCUGUCAAGCGAGGAAGAUUACAGCUUGAUUACAGUAGAUUACAGGAUGAAGAUGAUAUGGAUGGUGUCAGUGGCCCCUCGGCUAACAUGGCUCCCAUGAGCAGCCUGCAGAGGAGAAUCCUAGAGGUGGAGCGGGAUCGGAUGCAGAUAGAGAAUGACAAGGUCGAGCCAUCUUCAGAUCUCUAGAACAGCCUUUUAGCAUUUACUCUUUUAAACCAUAAGCAGUAUUUGGAUUUUUAUAAAUAUUCUCCUCCUGUGGUUAUUUAUUAGCAGUAAAGAUAUUUUUAAUUAAAUAUUUUAAUCAUAUUAUCACCACAAUUUGACAGUAAUUUAAUGCAUGUUAUAGGAUUUUUUACUUUUCAUGGUAAAUUAUGAUUAUAUGGUAUGAUUAAUAUAUAACAAAAUAAAGAUCAGCUGUAACUCUUCUAAUGGUUAAUUUGUCACAGAAAGCGACUGAAUAAAACAUUAAAUUUUUUGGCACUUUACAGUUUUUUGUUUAAAAAGUUUGUAAAAGCAGUUAUUUUCAUAUGGUCAAAUACAAUUUUUAACAAGUUGUUUCAUUUCCUUUUAUUCAUGACCAGCUAUGCAAUAAAUUAAUAAAAUCUAUUGUUUUCUCUG